Messenger RNA from Salvia splendens (bonfire salvia), 1476 nucleotides. RefSeq lists its product as uncharacterized. Gene Ontology annotation, molecular function: protein dimerization activity. The transcript is spliced from 5 exons. The record is from RefSeq and is a predicted model, not a curated record. NCBI's taxonomy places the organism in Eukaryota, Viridiplantae, Streptophyta, Magnoliopsida, Lamiales, Lamiaceae. The coding region runs from base 1 to 1476 and encodes 491 amino acids.
AUGCAAAGUGGUGGUUCUUCAUCUGCUCCAACUACUAGAAUUGUUGAAUCAGUAGAAAAUCAGUCUACAAUAGAAGUUGAAUUGGAUUGGAAUGAUAUUGAUGCUGAUCCAGGAAAACGAAAGUCAAUAGAGGCUUUUGAUGUUGCUAUUCGGGAUAGAGUACGGAGAGAGUAUUUGGUUAGAGGUCCUUGCCAACCAAUUAGGAAUACAUAUCCGAAAAAGAAAUAUGGUAUUCAAGAAAGAAGUUUUCAAGAUGCUUGGUUUACAAAAUUUCCAUGGUUAGAGUAUAGUGAAUCAAAAAAUGCAGCCUUUUGCUUUUGGUGCUAUCUUUUCAAGCAAUCGGAUAAAGGAGGUCGAUAUGUAGAAGAUGCUUUUACAAAGACAGGCUUUAACAAUUGGAAAAAUGCACUACAAAAAUUCAAUCAACAUGUUGGGGCUGCAAAUAGUUGUCACAAUUAUGCUCGAAUUCAGUUUGAAGCUUUUCAAGAUCAAAGGCACAGUGUGGCAAAUGUAUUUCGAGCAAAUACUCGUAAGGCGGAAGUUGCAUAUCGUGUUCGGUUGACUGCUUCAUUGGAUGAAUUAGCAAAUGCUUGUGCUUCAGAAGUCAUACUUGCCAUAGUCAAAGAUAUUGGGGAUAGAGUUUUCACUAUCUUGGUUGAUGAGGCUCGAGAUGUUUCAUUGAAGGAACAAAUGGGUGUUGUUUUAAGAUACGUGAAUAGUGAAGGAUAUGUGAUUGAGCGAUUUUUUGGGAUUGUACACGUAACUGACACUUGUUCUCGUUCUUUGAAAAAUGCUAUUGAUGAUUUAUUAUCGAAGCAUAAUUCAUCUCUAUCCAGAGUGAGAGGUCAAGGAUACGAUGGAGCUUCAAAUAUGCGAGCAUCUUAUAAGAGAAAGGAUCAACUUAGGAAGUUGCAACAGGAAAGAUUAGUUGUACAACUUAAUGAUGAAGAAGUGACUAGUGCAAGAGGUCAAAAUCAAGAAAGUAGUUUGGUUGUUGAUUUAAUUAUACAAGAGAUGAAUAAUCGGUUUUCUGAAGCUAGCACCGACUUGCUAAAAUGCAUAGCGUGUCUUGAUCUAAGAAAUUCGUUCUCUGAAUUCAAUGAGCAUCAAGUCAUUCAUAUUGCUACUUUAUAUCCCGAUGACUUCUCUGCUAGCGAAUGUUUACAUCUUCCACGUGAUUUGGGAAGUUUUGCUAUGAAAAUGGUCAAAACUAAGAAGCAUUUAGUUUUUCCAUUGGUCUAUCGGAUUAUUGAGCUGACCUUGGUUUUACCUGUUGCUACUGCUUCUAUUGAGAGAGCAUUUUCUGCAAUGAAGACUAUCAAGACUGAAUUACGAAAUCGAAUGGGAGACGAGUGGAUGAAUGACAGCCUAGUUGUGUAUAUUGAGAAGGAUAUUUUUUCAACGAUUGAUAACGAGCCGAUCCCGCAGCGUUUUCAAUCGACGAAAACACGUAGAAUUCAGUUGCCGCCGCUUUAG